AUGUCGUACUUUGACCGGGAUGUUGUUGCCCUCGCCCAUGUCUCCCGGUUCUUCAAACAUCAGUCCCAGGAGAAGCAGGAACAUGCAGAGAAGCUGCUGAAAUUCCAGAAUCAGCGUGGAGGCAGAGUCCUCCUCCAGGAUGUGAAGAAGCCAGAGAGGGAUGAGUGGAGUAACAGUCUGCAGGCGCUGCAGGUUGCCCUGGAUCUGGAGAAGAAUGUGAACCAGAGUUUGCUGGAUCUACACCAACUCGCCACAGCCCAGACUGACCCUCAUCUGUGUGACUUCCUGGAAACUCACUAUUUGGAUGAGGAGGUGGAGAUCAUCAAGCAACUCGGGGACUACAUCACCAACCUGAAGCGCCUGGGAGCCCCUGAGAAUGGGAUGGGAGAGUACCUGUUUGACAGGCUCCAACAAAAAGUGAAGACAGCCCUUUAUCUACUGACCCAGCUUCCUGAUCACAAAGGUCUAAAGGAAGAGGCCCAGCAGGCUCUGAUUUCAAUCCAGGUGGCGGAAGCAGCAGAGGUGUGA
Stegostoma tigrinum is the source of this 528-nucleotide messenger RNA. RefSeq names its product ferritin heavy chain B-like. Bases 1 to 528 code for a protein of 175 amino acids. NCBI's taxonomy places the organism in Eukaryota, Metazoa, Chordata, Chondrichthyes, Orectolobiformes, Stegostomatidae. Gene Ontology annotation, cellular component: cytoplasm. Gene Ontology annotation, molecular function: ferric iron binding; ferrous iron binding. Gene Ontology annotation, biological process: intracellular iron ion homeostasis; iron ion transport. The record is from RefSeq and is a predicted model, not a curated record. The transcript is spliced from 4 exons.